AAAAUAAAAUUCGCUUUUGUUUUUUGGUUUUUUGAAUAAGAAAAGAAAUAAUUUAAUUGCUGCUUCUUUAUUGCUCUCAGCAGUGUUUUUGUUAUUGUAUUAUUCGUAACUGUCACACAUUGAGCUCUUCUCUCGCUUACACUUUCUCGCUCCGGUCAAGUAAGGAGUUGCAUCCACAUUCACAUCUACAUCUACAUCCACAUCCAUCAUUUGGCAGUUGACUGUUUUCAAUUCAGUUCAGUUCAGUUCAAUUCGAUUCAACCGGUUCGGCGAUUCGAUGAUUCGACGAUUCGGCGAGUGUUAAAUGGCAAAUGUGUUAUCCUUUUUGCAGGUGUUGCAGUGCACAUUAUUAACUUGUGUGUGACUUAAUAAUAAUUUAAUAAUUAAUUUGUUUAAAACAAUUAAAAGAAGAGAAAAGAAAAAAAAUUAAGUAAAAUUAAAAUUAACAGAAAUUUAAUUAUUGAAACGAAUCCAACAAUUUCGUGAGGACAUUCAGCAGAUAUAUUCUAAGUCCUAAAGGAUUAAUAGUAAAAGCCGCACAACCAUUCGAAAGAGAACCACAAUAAACUUACUUAGUUCGGUGCGUGUCAGCACUUUAAUUAAUUAUAUAUAGAUUUAUAUAUAUAUAAAUACAUAUGUGGUGAAUGUAAUAUGCUAUAAUUGCAACAAAAUGUGCCUCUACGAAAAAUCAAAAACUUAUACAUAUAAAAAAUUUGUGAAAUAUUAACACACAAAUUGCAUUUAAAAUUUAAAAAUACUUAGCCAAAUCAAACACGCUGAAAUAUGACAACUGAGUAUUCAGCACACCCAGCUUUAGCUUCCGAGCAGUUAAAACGUGCUGAACUGGCGAACAAUUGUUCCAAUACAGCGCAAACCUAUCACAGGCGGCACAUAUCAGGGUCAAGUGGGAGUAAAAGCUUAUUUUCUACGCUAACAGAUGCCUUAACAGCAGUAACAAAAUCUGCAAGCAAACCCGCCAAAAUAACUUCCAACACUUCAAAAACAACAGCCACCAUUACUAAAACUAGUGAUAUAGUAAGUUCUACGAACGAUAUCAAUACAACUGAUGAGCCACAGAAGACGCUGCCUGAUCGAACUAGUUUUACUGAUAUCAGUCAGGUACGAGCUGAUAACAAUGUCAUUGGUAUUAGUUUUGCAAAUUUAGAUGAUAAUGACACCAAAGACUGUGUAGACUGUGCGCCCACAAUACCAACAGUCUCAAUUGAUGAACCAGACCAUCUGCAGCAUCGUUUUAGUCGAACACCACAACACCAACAAAAUAGUCGACAGUAUUUUUCUCAGCAGCGACAAAAUGAUAUUGAUAAGGAAAAAGAUAAUUUAAAUGAAAUAGAUGAUCGAGAUGUUUGCAGUAGUGCUAUAAUGCAGACACACAUCAACGAUGGAUGUUUAAGCGAUUUAAGUAGUAUUAUAAGUUCACCAGCACCCAGUACAGUAUCUUCACCACUUUCUACGCCGACAAGACUUGCGCCACACUUUCAACAAAGUCAUCACAAUUUUCACAAUCAUCACAAUCAACACAAUUAUCAUAAUCACAGCCACAAUCAGAAUCAAAAUCAAAAUCAAAAUCAAUAUUGCUGUCAAAAGUCAACAACAGCGGAUAAUGUUAAUGUGGCGGGUAUGGGUGGUAACAAUACGUUGUCUGGCACAUCGUUGUCGCUUCCAACAGCGACGUCACAACACCAACAUCAGCACCAUCAGCAACAACAUAAUCAUCAUCAUCACCACCAUCAACAUCAUCAUCAUCUACAUCAUGCGCAUCAUCAUCAUCAAGCUAAGGCCGCAAGCGGAUGUAAAAAACUACAGAAAUUUGAUCCGCGACUUGGUCCGUCGCCCUAUCGUCAGCUCUUGCCGAUCGCGUUAUGCAUAUUGUCAUUUGCGACCGUUUUCAGCAUAUUAAUUGUUUAUAUGGAUACGACAGAAAUUCGCCAUCAACAAUUUCGUUUGAAUAUGUCACGGGACUAUGAAUUUUAUGGUGUGGCUCAAGAUAAUCCACGGCUUAUAGAAUUUCUACAACAGCUGCAUAUGCCCAAGAAUGCAUUACAUUUUGUCAAGAAUCGCGAUGCAAGUAAUGAACCCCAACAGCAACAGCAUUUCAAUUUUAGUGGAGCACAUAAAAAUGAAUUAACACCGGAGAUGGCACACUAUGUUGCCGAUUUAGUGGGUGGAAAGAUGAAUGGCGCAGUAAUACAAUCAUUACCAGGUACUCUCGGGCAUCUUAUGACAGCGCCAUGGCUAGCAGAGACACUAAAUUGGGCGGGAGUUAUUGUUGAGCCGGAACCAAGAAGAUUUUUUACUUUACGCAAGCAAAAUGCGCAACGCGAUCGUAUGCAAGUAUUGCACGCAUGUGUCUCACCUAAUUCCUAUCCGAAAGAGGUCACCAUUCAUAAUGAAGACGCUGAAGUGCGAAUUAAUAGUCUACUUGAUGAGGAGACAUCGUGCUUUUAUUCGCGUGUUAAAUGCUUUCCACUCUAUACAAUAAUGCUAGCAUGCAACCGAGUAACUUACGAUCUGCUCAGUUUAGGCGUGCAUGGCCAUGAGUUGGAGAUUUUACAAACGCUGCCUUUUGACAAAGUUCAAAUUGAAGUGAUAUCGAUACAUUUGCACGACGAGUACUUUCGCAACGAUAUACGCAAUUACAUACAAUCGAUUACAAAGUUCCUAAUGGGAAAAUCCUACAAGCUGCAAAAACAGUUCGGCAAGAAUUAUUUUUAUCAAAAAAUCAAUACCACAAGCCGAACAUGAGGAAAGCCUAAGGAUUAAACUGGGUACUGGUAUUCAAGACGCCUUAAGAAGAGGGACAGCUAUUACUUUUAUGCGGUCUACCUCUUCUCUCGAAGUAUAAGCAUACACAAAAACUCAUACAUAUACAACACUUACUAUACCACACUACACCACUACACACGCCUCUAAAAAUUUCUAUGGCUGCUAUUUAUUAAUAAAAUACGUAAAAUUAUAUAUAUAUAUGAAUAUAUUUAU
This is a messenger RNA of Teleopsis dalmanni, 2997 nucleotides long. It is a transcript of the gene S, whose product is annotated as protein Star. The transcript is spliced from 5 exons. The record is from RefSeq and is a predicted model, not a curated record. The coding region runs from base 784 to 2763 and encodes 659 amino acids. NCBI's taxonomy places the organism in Eukaryota, Metazoa, Arthropoda, Insecta, Diptera, Diopsidae.